Molecule: messenger RNA, 1092 nt
Organism: Prunus dulcis (almond)
Lineage: Eukaryota; Viridiplantae; Streptophyta; Magnoliopsida; Rosales; Rosaceae
Product: early light-induced protein 1, chloroplastic-like
Exons: 2
Coding region: 418-1014 (198 amino acids)
Source: RefSeq, a predicted model, not a curated record
AAAUGCCUAGAAAGCCUUCCAAGCUAUCAAACAAAUGACAUUGACAGAGCAAGAAACCAUCUCACUUUUUUUCUGCCUGCCAUUACUGAUUUAGCUUAAAUCCUGAAAAAAGGUGAAGAGCUUGAACAAAUGUGACCUCAGAAAUCACCGGCUGCUGAAUAGUGGUGUCUGCUGCUGCCACGUCUCUCACUCCCCGAUGUGUGGACAAGAAAACCCACGUGGCAAAUUCUUACUGGGGAGGCAAAUGAGUGACGUGGUGCCAAAAUAUUCCAGUCAUGAGCGCCCCCCACUAGGGCAAUUACCCUAUAAAACGCCACUCAAGGAGUGCAAAUUAAAUAAACAAGAUCUCCAGACCACCCAAGCCUUCAAGUCUUUCUAUAUCUCUCCAAGUCUUUCAUUGAAGCAUAAAUUACUACGAUGGCUGCCUCAGCUUCCAUGCAAUCAAUCCUAGCAAACUCAGUGGUUUAUGGAGCUGGAAAGAGUGGAUCAGUGAGAGUGAGCCACCUGGUUCCUGCUAAAUAUGCACCAACAUCCCACAGGUACCCUCAACUGAGGGUACGUUCCAUGGCAGAGAAUGGUCAGGAAGAGCAACCAUCUACAACACCAGAGGCAUCUAAAAUUCCUCCACCACCUCCACCACCUACUCCUUCUCCCAAGCGUAGUCCUAAGGUUAGCACAAAGUUCUCCGACGUGUUUGCAUUCAGUGGGCCCGCCCCAGAGAGGAUCAACGGCAGGCUUGCAAUGGUGGGGUUUGUUUCAGCUCUGGCAGUGGAGCUAUCCAAGGGGCAGGAUGUGUUUGCUCAGAUAUCCGACGGUGGAGUGUCCUUGUUCCUUGCCACAAGCAUUUUGUUAUCGGUGGCAUCUGUGAUUCCUCUGUUCAAAGGGGUGAGCGUGGAGUCGAAAUCAGAUGGGAUAAUGACUUCAGAUGCUGAGCUGUGGAAUGGAAGGUUGGCCAUGUUAGGUCUGGUAGCUUUGGCCUUCACUGAGUAUGUGAAGGGAGGAACCCUAGUGUAGGUCUUAAUCAUUGUUGUAGAAGUUUUCCACAUGUAAUUAGUCUGUACGAAUCUUUAUAAGAAUAUCACAUUUUUCGUA